This is a messenger RNA of Trichoderma asperellum CBS 433.97, 2280 nucleotides long. RefSeq lists its product as uncharacterized. Lineage: Eukaryota; Fungi; Ascomycota; Sordariomycetes; Hypocreales; Hypocreaceae. Gene Ontology annotation, biological process: DNA-templated transcription; regulation of DNA-templated transcription. Gene Ontology annotation, cellular component: nucleus. Gene Ontology annotation, molecular function: zinc ion binding; DNA-binding transcription factor activity, RNA polymerase II-specific; DNA binding. The record is from RefSeq and is a predicted model, not a curated record.
AUGCCGUCCUUUGGCCUCGCCGGGUCGUCGCUCUCGGAGGCCCAGCCGAGCACUGCCAGCGCCGCAGACGGUCCCGGAUCCUUGUCCAUCGACCGCCGUCCCAAGAAAUCGUCCAUGACGUGUGCCGUCUGUCGCUUCCGCAAGGUUCGGUGCAACGGUGCGCGCCCCUGCUGUGGCAAUUGCCAGCGCCUGGGAUUCCCCUGCUCGUACGACGAUGCCGACGUCGACGCCUGGUCUCUUUCGCUGCCUCGGCGGCGUGUCAAGCAGGCCUGCUUGAGCUGUCACAGCCGCAAGGCGCGGUGCUCCGGCCAUCUGCCUUCGUGUGAGCGGUGUCGAGUCCAGGGCAUUGAGUGCGUCUACCGGCCCAGCAAACGAACCAAGCCGUCGUCCAUUACCAAGAGCCCCAACAGCCCAGAUCGAGAGUCCGACCGAGAAGGUGGCCGAGACGGCCGCAGCCAUGGAGAGAAUCGAGAUCAGGAUGAUGGACGCAACGAGAGCCCGGCCUUGACUGAUCAGGCCAGCUCCGUCAGUCCUGGGCCGGAUAACACCGAGGGCCUUUCCAUAGAUGAAAGCUUCGACUCCAUCGUCAACCGCGCUUUCGACCUCUUCUUCCGCUACGUUCACCACAUGCCCAUGUUCACCUUCUUGCAUCGGGCUUCUCUUAUGGAGCAAUAUCAGGCCGGCAAAGUCGAGAGGCCGCUUCUGCUGGCCAUUGUCGGCAUCACAACAUGUCUGACCAACAUGGGUCCCGGCAUGCGCGAAUAUGGAAACCACUGCAUCGAUAAAGCCGAGGCCCUUCUUCUCGCCGACUACAGCCGCCUUUCCAUUGUCAAAAUCCAGGCACUCGUCUUCGUCAUCAAGCACCGCAUCCUCUGUAACAAGUUCUCCAGCGCUUUUGUCCUUCAUAGCUUUGCUUCUCGCUACGCCACCGCGCUGCGUCUCAAUUAUGAGGCGCCACAUCUUCGCUUCCUGGCGCAAGAAUCUCGUCGACGCCUCAUGUGGGCCAUGUACUGCAUUGAUACCAGUGUUUGCGGCGGAUACCCCGACUUUGUCCUCUGGAGGGCGGACCAAAUCCACGUGAGCCUGCCAUGCAACGAGCGCAACUUCGAGUUCGACCUGCCGCAGCAUACAGAGAAGCUCGUGCCCGACUCGCACCAGCCACGACCACCGCUCGCCGAGGACGUGGGGACCUUGGCUCUUCAUGCGCGCAUCCUCUACAUUCGCCAGAAGAUUAUCGAGUUUACCAGAGUGGCUCAGUAUGACCGCGGCAUGGAGCCUGCUGAGCUGCAAGGCCGCAUUCUUGCCUUGGACAAGGAGCUCAGUGAUUUCGCCGCCAACCUCCCAACGUCUUUUCAGUUCUCUGAGAACUCCCUGCGCCUCCGCGCAUACUCCCCACGAAUCUGCGUCUUUGUCAUGAUCCAUGUUUGGUGGCGCCAGUGUUACUGUGACCUCUACCGCCUCGCCCUGGCAGAUGUUAGUGGCGGGCUGCCGCAGUCUAUGCUCGAAUCAUUUGAUCAAGUCUUCCUCGACCACUGCCACAGGCAAUGCGUGGACCAUGCCCUGGCCUUGACUCACAUAUUUUCGCUGAUACAAAAGCUCGACGCCAAGCCGGUGGCGGAUAUUGACCUCGCCAUGUGUGCGUACCAGUGCGCUCGGAUGCUCAUGUACCUUUUCCAGCUCGAUCUCUUCAGCCGCUUUGGCAUCACGGCAGAGACAGUCAUGGAGCAGGCGCAGCUCUGUCUGCAGACUAUCAAGGACUGUUGCGUUGGACCCGCGGUGGACUGCAUCGUGGCCGACCUGGAGAGAUUGAUUAGCCAAGGACGAGCUGGCUCCAUCUCUGGUAAUAACAUGCCGUCGCAGACCAUCCCCCAAAACGCCCAGUUUGCAGAUGGAUCGGAUGUGUUGAACGCUCCCACCUCGGCCGGCAUGCAGCCUUUCAGCUCUCCUUCAAAUGCCGCCAACACUGCCGUCUCCCCCUUUACUCAUCCUGUCAUGACUGCUCCGUGGAUGUCAGAUAGCGGCUUUGCGUCAAGCAUCGACCAGCAAACUAUGCCGCCAGAGAUGCAUGCUGCCGAUCCCAGCAAGGGUGGAGCGUCGGAGCUAUCCGCACCCCGAUCAGAGUAUGCGCAGUCGGAUUUGAAUAACGCCUAUGACGGUGCCUUUGCAGGGCUUGGACUCGACGACGGAUUUGAUUAUGCAAUGGGGGUGGACAUGAAUCUGUGGGCGACCAACGGGGGGAGCUGGAUGUCGCAGGGAUUUGGCAACAAUACCUGGCUCUAA